AUGGAUCAAAAUGAUUUUCUAUUUAUGACCGAUGAUGCAACCUAUGCAUAUGGUAAUGUAAUAUGCGAAUGGCUAUCGUUAGAACAUGAUCCCAAACGACCACAACAGAUUGACAUUUUGAAUGGCAAAAAAAUUAUUCAAGUUGAAUCCGGCAAUGAAUUUGUUGUCGUCUUAACUGAUGAUGGACUAGUGUAUCUAGCCAGUAGUGAUGAUUCUGAAUGGCAAACGUACAAUACUUUGCAAUUGAUCACUACCGGUAAUGAUCAUUUUGAAAUGAUAGCAUGUGGAUUUGGUCAUUUGUUAUUGUUACGAACGGAUGGCACUGUUUUCGCUUUGGGAAGGAAUUCUCAAGGUCAAUUGACCGGUAAUUUAAAGGCAUCGUAUAAUGAACUUGUGGACACUGGUUUGAAUAAUGUCGAAAUUAUAGCUUGUGGAGUAAGCCAUUGUCUAGCUCUCACCAAUGCGGAUGAACUUUAUUCUUGGGGUAAUAAUUAUGAUGGACAAUUAGGACUAGGAGAUAAUAAAAACCGUAAAACACCUUCACUCGUUUCGUUACCUGAUGGCUUGAUAGAUAGUCCAAUCAAAAAUAUUGUUGCUGGAGGAUGGCAUUCAUUAUUAUUACUCGAGGAUGGUCAGAUUUUUGGAUGGGGUUAUUGUCAGCGCCCUAUCAAUGAUAAUCAACAAGAUUCAAAUGUACCAACAAAAAUACCAAUCGAAAAUGUACAAAGUGUGGCAUGUAAAAAUUGUAACGUUUUUUCAUUGGCUUUAUGUUAUCUAAAAAUGGCAUCCAAAUAUUAUAAUCAAAUGUUUUCAGGUGAUUGGAAGGAAAAUAAACUUGUAACCAUCAAAGAUUAUAAUUAUGAUGUCUAUUAUUCAUAUCUAAUGAUGUUACAUAACUUUCAUAUCAAAAUCAAUAAAUUCAAUAUAGUCGAACUUAUUGAUUUGGCCAAUUGUUAUGAUGAUGAACGAUUAAUGGAAAAUUGUAAAACAUUCAUACAAAGAGAUCUGAAUCGAAAAAAUUUAUUUACUUAUCUUCCAUCGAUCAUCAAAUAUAAACUGUUCGAAUAUAAUCCUAUUCAUAUUAAACUUGUCAAGUUAAUUAUCGACAAAAUGUUACCGAAAAUUAUUGACAAAGCACCAGAGAAUAUAAAAAAUAUUGCUAAAUUUCUUGAAUG
This is a messenger RNA of Dermatophagoides pteronyssinus (European house dust mite), 1175 nucleotides long. Its product is annotated as RCC1 and BTB domain-containing protein 2-like. The record is from RefSeq and is a predicted model, not a curated record. Gene Ontology annotation, molecular function: protein binding. NCBI's taxonomy places the organism in Eukaryota, Metazoa, Arthropoda, Arachnida, Sarcoptiformes, Pyroglyphidae.